Messenger RNA from Hypanus sabinus (Atlantic stingray), 3121 nucleotides. RefSeq names its product CDP-diacylglycerol--glycerol-3-phosphate 3-phosphatidyltransferase, mitochondrial. Gene Ontology annotation, cellular component: mitochondrion. The record is from RefSeq and is a predicted model, not a curated record. Lineage: Eukaryota; Metazoa; Chordata; Chondrichthyes; Myliobatiformes; Dasyatidae. The coding region runs from base 104 to 1717 and encodes 537 amino acids. Gene Ontology annotation, molecular function: CDP-diacylglycerol-glycerol-3-phosphate 3-phosphatidyltransferase activity. Gene Ontology annotation, biological process: cardiolipin biosynthetic process. The transcript has 9 exons.
AGCUUUCCCCCCCCACCCCCGGCGGGGAAUUUCGCGAGCCGAGGGGUGGGCCCCGCCUCCAGGGCUCAGAUGCCGGCUUACACCGGGGGCCGCGCUGCGACAAAUGUGUCCAGAACCGAACGGCUCCUUGGCCACUCUUUCGUUUCCCGUUCUCUACUCAUCCCCAAGACGCAACAGGUCAUCAUAUCUGCUCUUGGCUCCACUGCUGGCUCAAGCUAAAGCAAAGGCUGAUCUGCCCCCUCCACCUUGUUGCAUUCCUGCACACAAUGUUCAGCGAUUCCAGUGGAUUGGAGAGCUCAUUCCAGCUUUUGGAAUUUCGGGGAGUCAAGUGAAUGUCUUAAGUUCUCCCUCAGAAUUCUAUGGUACAUUGAAGGAACACAUUAAAAUGGCAAAGAAGAGAAUCGUUUUGGCUUCCUUGUACCUUGGAACAGGUCCUUUGGAACAGGAGCUGGUUGAUUGUAUUGAGGAAUCUCUGCAAAGGUCACAGGAGGAAGCUCUGGUACCUGGUCUUAGAGUUGCCGUUCUGCUAGACUGCACAAGAGGGUCUAGAGGCAAGAAGAACUCUCGAACUAUGCUGAUUCCUUUGUUGAAGAAGUUUCCAAAUCAAGUGUGUAUCUCUUUGUAUCACACCCCAGACCUCAGGGGAAUUCUUAAACUCCUUGUACCAGAGCGUUUCAAUGAGACGAUUGGCCUACAGCACAUCAAAGUCUACCUCUUUGACAAUAAUGUUAUUAUUAGUGGAGCAAAUCUCAGUGAUUCCUACUUUACGAAUCGCCAGGAUCGUUAUGUUUUACUACGUGACUGCCGUGAGAUUGCAGAUUUCUUUGAUGAGUUGGUUGGUGCAGUCAGUGAUAUCUCACUUCAGUUGGAGCAGAAUGACACAGCUGACGUGAAACCAGGAAUGAUCCAUCCAUUCACAGGCAGUCGAAGAGAUUUUUGUGCGGCAGCACACGAGAGGAUCAUGGCUGUGGUGGAUGAGGCAAGACACAAGCAACAACACGCAGCCCACCUAACAGGCUUGGCUGAAGGUCCUUCUGAAGAUGACUUGGUCCUGACUUAUGACGCAGAUGGAACUCCACGACAGACGGAUACUUGGAUUUACCCCAUUAUACAAAUGAAACCCUUCGGAAUUAGAAUAGACGAGCAAGUGACUGAAGCCUUGAUGACUGAAGCUGAAGAGGAUUCUACAAUAUACUUGACUUCAGGGUAUUUUAACCUUACUCAAAACUACAUGGAUCUAAUCUUGGGGACCUGUGCAGAUUACCGGAUAUUGUUAGCCUCACCAGAAGUGAACGGAUUCUUCGGCGCAAAGGGUGUUGCAGGAGCCAUUCCUUCGGCUUAUGUUUACAUUGCCAGACAAUUUUACAACAGGGUGUGUCAGAGUGGACUGCAAGAUAGAAUAAUGUUACAUGAGUACUUCCGAAAAGGGUGGACUUUCCAUGCAAAAGGUCUUUGGUAUUACUUGUCGGGAAGCAAGUGGCCUUGUCUAACUUUGAUUGGCUCUCCCAACUUUGGGUACAGAUCGGUGCACAGAGACCUGGAGGCUCAGUUAGCAAUUGUGACAGAAAAUUGCAAGUUACAACAGCUGUUACAUCAGGAACAGAAGAAUUUGUACCAUUUAUCAAGUGAAGUUUUGGCUUCUACAUUUGACCAACCAAAUAGACAUGUGAAACUCUGGGUGAAACUAGUAACACCAUUAAUAAAGCACUUUUUUUAGAAACUAGUGAAGGAUAUGUCUAUUGUAAGUUCAUUAUACUUCAACUUCCAAUUCUGCAUCUUGAUCAAUAGAACUGUUUGAAUAACGGUAGUUGAAAAUUUAAAACUGCAACUAAACUCCCAACUUUUCCUUAAUGCAGCCUUAAGAUUCCAUGAUUGAUUUUACACUGAUGUAAUUUUAUGCAAGAGAUAUGCUUUCAAGGGGACAGAAUAGAAACCUGACCUUGGUCAUGUGCUCUAAUUUCUACUCCAGAAUUUCUUUCCCUUAAAGAUUAUAAAUGUACCUUAAUUUUAUGUCUUAUUGAAUGUAGCUAACUAAUGGUGUUUUUAUAACAGUUGUAUUUUGGGAGAGAGGCUGAUGCAAGACCUACCUGCCAUGCCUGUAGGAACAUUGCCCAGGAUUUUAUUAAUUGGACAAAAUCCUUUUGAUGGCUGGGUGGUCACAAAAAGUUGGAAUUUGUUUCUUGGUGCAUUUGAAUUUGACUGAACACCAGCAAUAGGAAUUCUUGGCUUGGAAGUUCUUCCUUAUUGUGCUUCAUUAGCCUGAUAAAGAGUGAAUAGAAUUUUUGUUCUGACCUAGAUUUCUUGCGGAUGUAUAACUCAGACCAGUGCUCUCAAAAAUGGCCGUUUUUGUAAAUCACUCAACUGUCAGAAGUAGGCACAAGAUGAAUAACUUGAUUUUCAAAAACUUGCUUUCCUACCAAAGUGGUGCAUUUUGAAUUGUUAUUCAAAAAGUUAGGUGAAAUAAUGAUAAUGAUCUGUGGGUGACUCUAGUAAGCUAGCAUUCAUUCUCCAAAUCUAGUUGCUCUGAAGAGUAGUUGUAAUGCUUUGCUGAUUUACAGUAGUUUAUGUUAAAUCCUUUCAACCAUUGAGUUAAUUCCUGAUUUAGGGCAUCUUUUCCAUUUACUUGUUAAAUUUCUUAAAGUUUGUACCUUGUCAUGCACAAGGUCAAAUUCUCUGAAACUGCACAGUAUCUAUUUGUUAUGAGUUUUAAUGUCCAUACAUCUUUAUUUAUUCCCAACAUUGCUAUUUUUGGGGAAAAAAAAUUAGAAGAGUUAGGAACUUUCUUUUGUUUUUAAUAUAAGGUAGAGCCUUGCAAGCAUUGAGGUGCUGAAAUUCAGAAGUGGUAAAAAAUUUCUUAUAGGUAUGUGACCCUGCCUGCUAUGGUUUCUAGUCCUCUGUACAAUAUGAAGACUAUUCUUGGUGUGUGUGUGUGUAUAUAUGUGUACAUAUAUACAUAUGUCUUUAGAAGAAUUUCAUGCUUACCUUUUGAAUUCUGAUGAAAUCAUGAAAAGCAAAAAUAAAAUGUUACAACAAAAUAUUAAAGGCCAUCUAAACCGCCAGACCUCAAGGAGCAUUUGUGUAUUAUUUCUACAUAGAUAAAAUCAAAUUACCAUGCCAGUUA